AUGAGAACACUUUCCGAAAUUUGGACAAAAUUUAUGGAAAAUGAGGAAAUUAUGACGUAUAUUGAUAGUGAAGAGGGUGAAGAAAAUGAUGGAGCAAUUUCAGUUGAUAUGGUCAAUCAAUCACCAAGAAAG
Molecule: messenger RNA, 132 nt
Organism: Entrophospora sp. SA101
Lineage: Eukaryota; Fungi; Glomeromycota; Glomeromycetes; Entrophosporales; Entrophosporaceae
Source: the annotation of a GenBank genome assembly